ACGCCAUCCUUUCACUUUAAAAGGUAGCUCUCAGUGAUGUUAGGGGCUAAGUGGGUAAAGCUCUCAUACUUUCAGUAGAACAUUGUGAACAAUGAAGAAUAAUCAAUAAAUUUACCUCAGGAUUUACCACCGCCUUCACCAGUUUCAGGAGGAAUCUUAACACAAAAAUUACCAAAAGACAUGGAGGAAAGUGACAGUGCCUUGGGUUACAUUCUAUCCGGAAUGAUAUUCUACAUAUUUGGAUUGAAAUGGUGCUACGAAUACGCUAAAUUUUGGCCCCGUCAUCCUAGAGACCAAGACUCAGAGCGUGAAGUUUCCAAGCUUCUUCAAUUUUCUAAAUGGUGUCAAGGAUUCUUACGUCGACAUCCCUUGGAAGGGACUCUUAAACUUCUAGCAACUGCUUUAGGUUUGGCUAGUGCAUUGACGAGAAAUCUAUCAAACAUAACAACAGUCUCACCUAAAGUUGUACACGCAACAACGAUUUGCCUUUUUUUUGCCCUCUCCGGGCUGGUUGAUGUCUUAACUUUCUACUUCCCAAACGUAGUUGGAAAUGGUUUAGGAAAUAUGGCACUUGCUCAGAGCUUUUUUGUCGAAGGAUUGCUCUUCUUCUGGGCUACACCAUUUAACGGUGUAAUAAUUAUACUCGCAGGCAUUGUGUGGACAACUUCUCUCACCAUUGUUUUAGAAUUAGUUUGGCCUGAUAUGAAACUCCUUAGAGCUGCUUCCACACUUUUACAUGGGGGAUGGCUCGCUCACAUGGUGAGGUCGUACCACAUAACAGACAUAGAAUCAUCUGGUAGAAUUGCUCUCAUUUUUUCUUGGCAUCUUGCUGCUGCUUUUGUCGUAACUCUGUGCAUUGUUUCCAUCACGCGAAGCUGCGCUCCAAAAGUAAGACCAACCGAACCUCCGGAGAUACCAAUUUACGAUUAUUGCCACCUUAUGGAUCAUCACAGAGUGUAAAAGCCUUUCAUUUUCUUCAUACGAAUCUCCAGACCACAGCCAUUUGGUCAUGUUAUCCUUUUAAAUUACCUGAUAACUUUUUAUAGUAAUUCGUGAUAAAAUAACAAUAAUAUACUUAAUUAUUAAGAUCGAUAAAGAAGGAAUCUCUAGUGCCUUAAUUACUCGUAAUAUUGUAUUUAUACAUGAUAUAUUUUUUAAUGUUACUGUUCUUCAAUAGUAUUAAGUUACCGUUAAAAAAGAUAAUCAAGUAAUUUGAAAUAAAGACAAUUUUAUCUUUAAAUAAACUUUAUUUCCUUAUAAUUCCUUUAGAGCACAGCAAAUUGAAGCUUCGCAAAAAAAAAAAACAUGAAGGAAUUAAUAACAACUUGUGUCGAGAGAUUCUUUGGCUUUUCAAUCUGCGUACCUGCAGAUUAUUGGGCUGCCGAUUUUUCACGAUGAAAAAAUUUUUUCUAGGUACCUUGCGAG
This is a messenger RNA of Athalia rosae (coleseed sawfly), 1425 nucleotides long. RefSeq names its product transmembrane protein 45B-like. The record is from RefSeq and is a predicted model, not a curated record. Lineage: Eukaryota; Metazoa; Arthropoda; Insecta; Hymenoptera; Athaliidae. The transcript is spliced from 2 exons. Bases 181 to 960 code for a protein of 259 amino acids.